AUGUCUGCACUGGAGAAGAAAGUUGACAUUGCAAAGAAAUGGGAGAUCAUCAAGUCCUGCUUCUGGAAAGCUCAAGGACAGAAGGCGGCACAAGGACGCAUCAAGCUCGAGAGGGGCUUUGCUGCCAUUCCCCUUCCCAGUAUCGAUGUACCCUUCUAUUCCCGGUAUCUGUGGGCUGGAGUCAUGCAAUUCCAUCUCUCGAAGAAGGCAAACGUUUUAUUGAUCAAUUGGCAUAUACUUACGUCUUCUCCGCACCUAGACAAGAUCUUCAAAAAGGACAACUGGUCCGAUGAUGAGCAUCGCCAGCGUACCGCAUACACGGUUCUCGUUGAACUACUAGCAUACCACUUUGCAUCCCCCUGUAAGUGGCCAAGCCCUAUGCUUACCGAUAUGGCCGUUCGUACGCUCAAACCGAAAUACGAAACGCAGGACGAGUCGAUUAGUCACGUCCGUGCCAUUCUUUGCCACUUAAAGAACACGAAGGAGAUCUGCUGUGAGUUCGAAGACGAAGUUGCAGACGCACCUGCAGGGCCAUCCGAAUCAGCGGCACCCGCGAUCACCGCAGCUCCUGCUGCCAUUCCGGCAUCAUCUGCUGUGCCUGCGGCUAAAGUUGACGAGGAGCAUCGAUUGUCCAAGUCAAUAAAGGACCUUGUCGGUGGACCUCCAGCACUAUCCAAGGGCACUCUGACGCUGCCAAUCGAGCAACUACUGGAGGAUGUUCGAAUGGCUGAGCAGGCAACGCCAGCACUGUCAGGCGGGUUGCCCGUUGCAGAGACGAAUGGGAUUGUGACUCCCCCUCCUGUGAAAAGGGCUCUUGCUGCUCGCCGACCUUCCACUUCUCCUCCUACAAUUCGCAGGUCUGAUACCAGUGAGUCAGCUAGACCAAAGUGUGAAAUACACCCUCCUCCUCCGAAGUAUUUGCCCUAUGCUGAGUCACCGAAAAGUAUGCAGUCGGUGAGGAAAGCAAAGGCGGAUGACGGGACAGAGGAACAGUUAAGAUAUUGUGAUCCUGUAAAACUCGGGAUUCCCAAUUACCCCAAAAUCGUGAAAAAGCCUAUGGUUCUCUGUACGAUGAGGAAGAAGCUCGAUAACGGGGAAUAUCCGAACGUUCAAUCGGCUGGCACAGCCGUACUUGAUGCCAGGGUUGAAAUCCAGCGUGUCCUUGAAGAGAAAUGGUUCCAGCUCCCGCCCCUGAAGGCACCAAGCGAAGACGAGGGCGAGGACGAAGACAGCGAUGACGAUCUCAUUCGUGCUAUUGCUGACAUGGCGGCCCAGAUUGAGACAAUGAAAGGGAAUUUGGCAGCACUAAAUAAUCAAACGAAGGAGAAAGUAAAGGAAGAAAAGCGGCCUCCGAAGCACACUUCACCAUCCGUUGCGUCGGCUUCCAAGCCAAGCAAUAGGCCAGCCAAACUGGCGCCCAAGAAGAAGAGUUCAAGGAAGGCCCAAAUCUCUGACAUGACGCGAAAAGUUGGGACGAGUGAUCAGCAUCAUCCACGGAGGUGUUCCAGAAACUCGCGAUGUAUGUACAUUGACUCCCCAUACUCUGAUGAAUGCUCAUCGGUUUUACGGAGUUCUGAAGAGAUCGAGAUCAACACUGACCAACUUUCUGCACCAGCACUGCUUAAGCUGUACAAUUUUCGGAAGAGUAUGGAUGAAGACGUCGAGGUCGAGAAGCUUCGCCAGCUAGAGGAGAGGAUGAAGAUGUUUGACAAAAAUGCAGUUGUCAGCUCUGGUGUAAAACACGAGGACGACAUUGAGUCCAUCUGGGCAGACCUAAAUGGAGGCAUAGACCGCUUACCUGACCUUGCGGAAAUCACAACGUAUAUCCGUUUAACACUUAAUAAGCAAGCUGAGCUGAGGCGAGCCAUUAUUCCCGACAACUCGGCCGAUUUUACGAUCGUAAAGGACGGUGGAGCAGGACGUGUACUCCAAACGGUUACUGUUACGCCUCGGGCUAACUUCGAAUUCGAAUCGAGUCGUCAGAUGCCCUUAGAGGUCGUCGUCACUGAUCACGGUGAGGUUGGCCCUUGGGGAAGCUCCCAUGGCUUGGAUGAUGGGAUAGAUCAAGCACUUCGAUGCAAGAGUAGGGAGCCUGUUGACGACAAGGAUGACUGUGACAAGUACGAGAAGGACAUCCUCGCUCGUGCUGCCGUCCAGUUCAUUGAACCUGAAUUGCUCGAUGGAUAUGAUCCAAAGAAAAAGACUUCCAAUCAAGAAAUCGAGCUUAUCCAUGACUUAGAACUGCUGGAGUUUUUGGCAGAAGAGGCCAAGCUCCUUAAGCAUGAGCAUAGCGAGAAAUGUGUCGUCUGGCUCGCUGAGGGCAACCAGCGCCGCACCGUUGAUGGUCAAACCCCGGCUGGAUGGCAUACUGGAUGCUAUUGUAUCCCUCAAGACAUCAUUGACCAUGUCGAUCGCUGCACACUUUGGGCAAUGUUUCCACUGCAGAUGCACUCAAUUAUGUCUCGUUACGCGGCUCCCGGCGUACUUGUCGUGCCCGUCCGUAGCUCACAGUUAACACUUUGCGCUCUCAUUCCGCCAAGCAUGCACGCUCAAGAUUUCGUAUUCUUCCCGCAAUGGUCGGCAUUUGUUGGCAUACAUGUCGGUCGGUAUGAUGUCAGCCCACGCAUUGCAAUGCAAAUCUAUCAUCCAAUACUUAAUGAUGCCAUAACAGGACACGCCAAGGCUUGGUACAGUGAGGAAGCAACCGAAAAACGGCUGAAAGCUGCUUUGACGGCGAAACGGAAACCGAUCAUGAAAGUCAAGCCAGAACCAAACGGUCCCGCAGAGUCUGAGAAAAUGGAGUUGGACACGGUGGAACAAAAACCAGGAGAGCGUGGUGAAAAUAAGGAGGUACUGACCGCGGAAGUGAAGGCUAAAGAAAAUCCUGCUCCCAAACUACAAGCACUAUUCCACGACUGCAAACAAACUGCUCCCGGUAAUACUUUCGACAUCACCGGGCCCAGCUUUUACCUCUCCUUUUGGCAAAUGUCUAGCUACUAUCUUUAUUACCCUAAGGAAAAAUAUUCUGAAGUGGAAAAAACAUCCGCCAGAGCAUAUAGUGGUAGCCUCCGGGUUCAAUACGAUCGAUAUUUAGCAACAAUUUCAAAGCUUCGACAAGAAAAGGCUGCACAAGAGUCUGUUUACAGCUACACAGCGGAGAAAGGUGGCCGAUUGGAUCGCGAGAGGGACCAUUGGUUCUCACAUGUCGGUACUGGUGCUGGCUUGAAGGAGUCACCCCGAUCAUCUCCACAAUAUCAUGACCGAGACCCGGGCUCACCAAACCAUCGGCCCAUGCCCAGGAAUUGCGGAACUUACGUCACAGUGAAAAGUUGCCACAGAGACCACGCGAACAUCGAGUUAAUGCAGUCGAUUCUCCGGCACGUCGUUCUUUAUCACCUGCAUCACGGCCAGGCACAAGGAACGUUAGUGUGGAUAGUAGAGCAAGCGGCGACGCUAAGCGAGAUCGUGCUAAGCAUGAUAUUGGGGCGGGCAAGGUUAGCAGACGGCCUUCAAGAGCAGAACGUAGCAGUGCCACCCAUUGUGAUGACCAUGACAUCACUCUGGUCGAGACCGAUUCUGCGUGAUGCUGACCAAGAAAGUGUGACUGGAUGCGGGAACGUGAUCGCGAACAGGCGCGUCUACGCGUGA
Molecule: messenger RNA, 3648 nt
Organism: Fomitiporia mediterranea MF3/22
Lineage: Eukaryota; Fungi; Basidiomycota; Agaricomycetes; Hymenochaetales; Hymenochaetaceae
Exons: 25
Coding region: 1-3648 (1215 amino acids)
Biological process (GO): long-chain fatty acid biosynthetic process
Cellular component (GO): fatty acid synthase complex
Molecular function (GO): acyltransferase activity; protein binding
Source: RefSeq, a predicted model, not a curated record